Molecule: messenger RNA, 705 nt
Organism: Synchytrium microbalum
Lineage: Eukaryota; Fungi; Chytridiomycota; Chytridiomycetes; Synchytriales; Synchytriaceae
Exons: 7
Coding region: 1-705 (234 amino acids)
Biological process (GO): CDP biosynthetic process; UDP biosynthetic process; 'de novo' pyrimidine nucleobase biosynthetic process
Cellular component (GO): cytoplasm; nucleus
Molecular function (GO): ATP binding; UMP kinase activity
Source: RefSeq, a predicted model, not a curated record
AUGCACUUUCCAAAGUCCUGGAAGGACUGGGGCCAUCAUAAGAAGGAAGCCUCUGAUAAAAUGACUACGACGGACGAUGCCUCUGAAACAUUCAAAUCAUUCACUCCACAAACCGAUGGAACUACUGUCGUCUUUGUGCUUGGAGGACCUGGAGCUGGCAAAGGGACUCAAUGUGAACGGCUGGUCCGUGAUUUUGGAUUUGUGCACUUGUCAGCUGGUGACCUCCUACGAGCCGAACGAGAACGACCAGGCUCCCAAUACGGCGACCUGAUCAACAAUACCAUCAAGGAAGGAAAAAUCGUACCUAGCCAUAUAACCAUUGGACUGCUAUAUAAUGCCAUGAAGAACGAAUCAGACAAGUUACGGUUUCUCAUUGAUGGCUUCCCGAGAGCUCUGGAUCAAGCCUUAUCUUUUGAAGAGCAUGUCUGCAAAGCGAAAUCAAUCCUGUAUCUAGACUGCUCUGAACAAGUCAUGUUACAACGGUUGCUGAAACGAUCGGAAACAAGUGGACGAGUCGAUGACAAUAUAGAGUCAAUCAAGAAGAGAUUUGUCACGUUUCAGGAAACGAGUUAUCCGGUUGUUGAACACUAUCGUCAACUUUCCAAGGUUAAGACGGUUGGCUGUGAAAAGGACGUUGACGCCGUCUACGAUGAUGUAAAGGCAGCCGUUGCUGAAGUCCUUGCUGAAACGACAGAAAAGAAAUAG